Molecule: messenger RNA, 1039 nt
Organism: Pollicipes pollicipes
Lineage: Eukaryota; Metazoa; Arthropoda; Thecostraca; Pollicipedomorpha; Pollicipedidae
Product: putative pathogenesis-related protein ARB_02861
Exons: 4
Coding region: 61-753 (230 amino acids)
Source: RefSeq, a predicted model, not a curated record
GCGGCCUGCUGACAAACGAGCAGACGGCGCGGCUGGUGGCCGAGCUGCGGGCCGGCGGCGAUGAUGAGGCCGACCCGUCUAGCGCUGAGCGCGAGCUGCUCUGCCGGGCUCUGCAGCAGGCCGCCACGCUUAAGUGUUCGGCUGGCUCACCUGUGGAAGACCGAGUGUACAGUGCAACGGAACACACCACUAGCUCCAAGCUGUCUCGCAUCCCACGGCUACACCACAAAGCCGCGGACGCCACCCAGCCUUCGCCUCUCUUCGCGAAAGGUGACGCCACCUUCGAAGGUGCCUCUUCCCCGGCGAACGCACUCUGCCAAGGCGCCGACGGUGGCGCCGCCGGUGGGCGUGGCUCGGCCCUAUCGUUCGGCGCCUACGCCGGCGCAGGAGUGGUCGCCGCCCCCGCGGGACGCGCCGCCGCCGCCAGCAGAGCCGGGCCAGGGACACGUGGCCAGCCCGGCCGGCGCGCUGCCGCCGCCCGAUAGCUUCCAGGUUAUCCGGGCCGUGGGCGGCGACAGUCUGCUUCUCUACUGGAGCCCCGUGGAGGACCACAGGAUCUCCGGCUACCAGAUUUUCGUCGACAGCCAGCUGCAGUUGGCGAUCCGGAACCCGCAGCGGACCAAGGCGCUGUUGCCGGCGCUGGACCUCUCCGCCCCGCUGCGGCUGGCCAUCCGCACCGUGUCUGCAGACGACGCCCACUCGGCCCUCGCCUGGGCAGACUACUGGCCGGCCAAGGCGACCGCGGCGCACUGAGGUGCCCGGCCGCUGCAGGGCUGAGCUGACCUGACCUAACCUGAGCUCAGCUGAGCUGCGCGGCGCCCUCCCGGCUCCGGGCCCGCUGUGGUGGCGGGGCCGAGGAUAAGAGCCGGCGGCCCGCAGACCGGGCCCAGAUUUGGAGCUGUUUGCCUGGAAGCACAACAAAUGUGAUCCAUGGCUGCGCUGCACCGCGUACUGUUUUCUCUGUGAAGCUGUGUUCACGUGGCCUGUGCACUGAACGGCACCGCACUCGUCGAUGUGAGAUAUACGCAGUUGUGUAGAA